AUGGAAUACAAGGUGAAUGGUUCUUCCUACAGCUCCCAGUUAGUCCAGUUCCAGGACUUUCUCCUCAGAGCUAACAAAUACAGAUGUCUGAAGAUGGCAGGCGAUGAAGAAGCCACAGACAGGAAGCUCAUACUAGUGGAGGAUUUCCCAAACCUGUUCUACAGGCAGCCCAGCAGUCUGCAUGACAUCCUGAGGCAUUUUGUGAGAAGUGCUCAGUCUCCCCUGGUGUUUGUGGUGUCCGACUGUCCAAGUGGAGAUGGCAGGUUACAGUCUCUGUUUCCUAGAGACAUCCAGAAGGAGCUUGCUAUCAGCUGCAUCAGCUUUAAUCCUGUUCCUCCAACAACAAUGAUGAAAGUUCUGAGCCGUAUUUUAUCCCUGGAGUCAGGAAAGAGCGCUGGAAGAAUGUUUGUCCCAGACCGAGCGGAGCUGGAAGCACUGUGUUCAGGGAGUUCAGGGGAUUUACGCAGUGCCAUCAAUAGUCUUCAGUUUCUUUGUCUCCCUGACACAUCUGUAGAGAGCAGGUUGUGUAGGAUCAAUCAAAGACCCAUAAUAUCAAAGGACAGAGCUGUUUCUAGAGCAAACAAGAAAACAAAAAAGACUAAACGAAUGAAGGAGCAAGAAGAGAACCUGGCUGUAGGAGGAAAAGAUGCCUCUCUGUUCCUGUUUCGAGCACUGGGAAAAAUCCUGCACUGUAAACGAGAGAAUCCUGAAGCUGCUGAUGAAACCACAAGUCCUCCUGAACCUGGUUUGUCAUGUCACCUCUCGCAUCAUCACAGAGAACCAUUACUGAUUAACCCAGAGCUGGUUGUGGAGCGCUCACAGAUGUCUGCAGAGGUUUUCAGCUUGUACCUUCAUCAGAACUAUCUGGACUUCUUCUCUGACAUGGAGGAUGUGGGCCGAGCCAGCGAGUAUCUGUCAGAUGCUGACCUCCUUUCAGCUGAUUGGACAAGUCGCAGCAUCCUGGGACAGUAUGGAUCAUCAGUGGCCACCAGGGGCCUCCUUCACUCAAACUCACACCAGGUUUCUUCAGCAUUCAGACCUCUGCACAAACCCAGCUGGUUCCUAGUCAGCAGGAAGCACCGGGACAACUGUCAGGCUGCCCAGUCUCUGUUCAGGAGCUUCUGUCUGACUCCUGUCACUCUGCAGAUUCAACUGCUGCCGUUUUUAGCCAAACUCUCGAACCCGCUGAGGAACCAAGAACAAAUAACGUUUAUCCAAGAUGUGGGACAGAUGCCGCUAACAAGAGACCCUGGAAGAUUGAAACUAGAGGCUCUAACAGACAAAGACGUGUGCCAGGAAGAGGAGGAGGAAGGAGGUCAGAGUGUAAAGGGUUUACAGGCCAGUCAGCCCCAACCAUCUACCAACCAGGUUCUGUUGAUGGAAGACGAACAGAACAUAGAGGAAUAUAGCAGCGACUGA
Messenger RNA from Nematolebias whitei (Rio pearlfish), 1419 nucleotides. Its product is annotated as cell cycle checkpoint protein RAD17. The record is from RefSeq and is a predicted model, not a curated record. The transcript is spliced from 13 exons. Gene Ontology annotation, biological process: mitotic DNA replication checkpoint signaling; DNA damage checkpoint signaling; DNA repair. The coding region runs from base 1 to 1419 and encodes 472 amino acids. Lineage: Eukaryota; Metazoa; Chordata; Actinopteri; Cyprinodontiformes; Rivulidae. Gene Ontology annotation, molecular function: chromatin binding.